AUGCCGAUAUCACCCAUUAUUACGUUCAAGGCGGGCAUUUGCGAUGUCGAUCAAUCGUCGAAGCCGUACAAGGUCACGCCCCAAGCCAGGCCCGGCUACAUCUACCUCUACUCCGACGAUGACUUCAUCCAUUUCUGCUGGCGCCCGAGAGACGCUUCUGUGGACGAGCCCGAGCUCGACCUCGUCAUGAUCCCCGAGGACGGCCACUUCCUUCCCUACGAUACCAAAUCGCCUGCCCAGGCUUCCGCUAAGACCAACGGCCGUAUCUUCUCGCUCAAGUUCUCUUCCUCGUCACAGCGCCACAUCUUCUGGCUGCAAUCGAAGCCCCAGGGCCCUAACGGCGAUCCGUCUGUCCUGAGCCCAAGAGAUCUGAAGAUUGGAGAGAUCGUGGACAAGCUGUUGCAGGAUUAUGAAGUCGAUGUCAACAGGGAGCUUGCUUCACUCAGCAGCGGCGGUGGCAACAACCGCCGAGACGAUGAUGACGACGAGACGAUGGAGGACGUCGAGGGCCACGGAGACCCCAAUUCCCACCACGAGGGCGGUACCGGCGGCGCUGGUCCCGAUGCCACCGGUGGUGAUGUCCGGAGGGAGGGCGAGGACGCCAGAGAAGGAGGAGCAGAUGGAGCGAGAGCGGCAAGUGCUACAAAUGCCGAGACUGAUGCGGCUGCCGUUGUACGAAACUUCCUCGAUUCCCUGAAGGGCACCCAAGGGCUUGCCGGAGGCCAAUCUCAGACCCAGGCUCAGGGCAAAUCAUAUCCCCUGCUCAACGACCUACUUGAACCCUCUGUCACGAUCCCGAUACUCGAUUCCGCCACCGACGAAUAUGUCGACAACCUUUUGAACUACCUACCCCCGACCGUCAUUAUCAUGUCCCAGCAAGGCGCCAGCAAUGCCGAUGCCAUUGAGAUCGAGCCGAGUGCCGAGUCUGUUGAGGCCGCUCGGCAGACCAUGAGCCAAGAUCAGAAGCGCGCGCUCCUGAAGAAGGUUCUUCGGAGCCCUCAGUUUACCCAGAGCUUGGCUAGUCUGACCAUUGCUCUUCGGGAUGGAGGACUCCCUAACAUUUCGGCCGCGUUAGGCGUCCAAGUGGAAAAUGGCGGUAUGGUCAGGGGCGGUACGGUGCCUCUUGGUGGUGGAGAUGCUGUCGAGGCCUUUGUGGAGGGAGUGAAGAAGACGGUUCAGAAGAAGUAA
This is a messenger RNA of Sordaria macrospora k-hell, 1188 nucleotides long. RefSeq lists its product as uncharacterized. Gene Ontology annotation, cellular component: cytoplasm; proteasome regulatory particle, lid subcomplex; nucleus. NCBI's taxonomy places the organism in Eukaryota, Fungi, Ascomycota, Sordariomycetes, Sordariales, Sordariaceae. Gene Ontology annotation, molecular function: proteasome binding; endopeptidase activator activity. The record is from RefSeq and is a predicted model, not a curated record.